Meleagris gallopavo (turkey) is the source of this 912-nucleotide messenger RNA. Lineage: Eukaryota; Metazoa; Chordata; Aves; Galliformes; Phasianidae. The record is from RefSeq and is a predicted model, not a curated record.
CGGCGGGUGACGGCUGAGCCGGCUGCCGGAGGUGAAAGCCUUCGUCAACCAGGACAUCCCGCUGUACCAUAACCUGGAGAUGAAGCACCUGCCCGGCGCCGACCCUGAGCUCGUGCUGCUUAGCUUCAGAUAUGAGGAGCUGGAGAGAAUCCCCCUGAGCGACAUGACCCGGGAGGAGAUCAACCAGCUGGUGCAAGAGCUGGGCUUCUACCGCAAGGAGACUCCCGAAGCCCCUGUGCCCGAGGAGUUCCAGUUUGCCCCUGCCAAGCCACUGCCCACCCUAAUACCCCGCAGAGCUCCUGCAGCUGACAGCAAGACCCUGUCUGAACAGGACAAGAAGGACCGCCCAGACCUGUAAUGAGCAGUGCCAGGCGGUAGGAGGCCGUGCAGCCAGUCCUUAGAGCGUGGGGUUGAGGGUGUUAGGACAGCUCUUCACACAGGGCUGGGGAGCAUGCCACGGGGUGCUGAGAGCGUGAGCAGGAAGCAGAGAGAUGUUCCCUGCUGCUGCCAUUGUUGCUUGGCGCUCUGUAGCCUCUGUCCCAAGGGUGCCCUGAAUGGUGCCAGCCUUGAGCAGAGGCUCCCGAGCACUGUGGACGUCUGAGUGAGCCUGUGUGCCUGUCCCUGCCUUCCCCCUGAGCCAUGCAGCCCAGACAUUCUGGCAUGAUUAGUAAGGAGAAGCAGAGAUCUUUUUGCUCCUUUCCCAUGCCUCAAGGUUCAGUCAACUCCUGGUGCUGGACAGCAGUAUCCUACCUGCACAGGACAGGAUGAAACUCUCAGCAGAAAGCUCCACAUGCUGAGGGCAGAUGUACUGAGUCCUGGAGGUGGGACAGCUGCCUCCCAGGAGGGUAUGGCUUUACAUCACCAGCAAGGCUGCCUCUGUCAAGCACACAGUAAAGCCCUUGCCUACCAUCA